ACGGCGCGGUGUGUUCUCAUCGGGAUCGCACAGGAUCACACAGCGCACGGUUCGAGAAGCGUCUCAGUUAGAGGCACCAUCACUGCUGUGACACGAGGAGACUAUGUGAAGCAGCACCGAGAGGAGCAGCCCAGGGAUUGCAUCGCUGUUCUUCGAUAGCAGAGGUAGAAUGCCAUCUCUGUCGGAGCAGCUGCAGGAGGUGCGGAGUCAAACUGAAGUGUGUCUGUACUCCAGCGGCAGGGUGGUGGAGGUGCGGGCUGGGGUCAUGGCUAUGGCAAAUCUGCCUUUACCACCCUGCUCCAAAUACCGCCACAUCGCUGCAGAGUCCAUGGUCAUUGAAAACAGCUUUGGCAGCAACAGAAAGGAGACCCUUGCGUCUCUCCAGCGCUUGUCUACAGCACUGAACAUCCUGGAAAAGUAUGGCUGCAACUUGACAAAUCCCAACAGGCCCAAAUACUGGAGGACUGUGAAACACAACAAUCCAGUGUUCAGAGCCACAGUUGAUGCUAUUCAGGGAGGACGGGCAGUGCUCUGUCUCUAUGGUUACUCCAAUCAGCAGGCAGAUGGACUCAGCUUCCCUGAUGAUGUCACUGAUCCUGAUGUGGGCCGAGUUGCUGCAGUAACACUUGAAGUCAUGAGUCUGAGGACAGAACUAGAAAUGCUAAUCAAGGAGGCUCACCCCCACCCUGAGUUCUACGAGAGAGUCAUUCCUACAUUGAGACACAAGGAUGUGGGCCUUAAUACUGAUGCUGUAGUCUACCACUCCUCUGCCACAUCAUGCCACUCUGAUAAUCAGACCAAGUCUUUAGCUUUCCCCGUCCACCACCACUCCCUCAGGGAGAGCAGCCGUGGCCUCUCCCUGUCUUCCAACCACCAAAGUCUCAGGUCCAUUCAAGACUUUUCCACCUCCUCAAACAAACACCCAGAGAACUGCACUAUCUGUGGAAUAUUCAGAAUCUCUGCCCACUGCCUCACCUGCCUCCAGGGUCUCUGCUCAGAAUGUGACAGACUAUACCACUCCUACACUGAGAGAGCCCACCACCGUCGAACAGCUGUCACAUCAUCAUCAUCAUCAUCCUCAUCAUCAUCAUCAUCAGCAUCAUCAUCAGCAUCACCAUCCAAAAACAGAAGCAAUCAUAGUUCUUCCACAUGGUGUUGCCUUAACUGCACAAAAGUCAACUCCAUCCAGGAUGUGCUGUGUUUGGACUGUGAGCGCCCUCGUUUGGAAUCCAUCAGCUCUAAAGCAGAGGAAUCUCAGUCUACAACAAUCACCGACUGGCAAUGUAAGAGCUGUACAAUGGUGAAUUCUGCCAGUAAUAUUCUGUGUGAGGUGUGUGAAAGACCUCGUUUGGCCACACGACCUCCAAUGACCCCAUCACACCCACCUAUCAACCCUCCUAGGCCGCCAGCACCAGUGCUGGGCAUGCCUGGGGACCCCGACAGCCAGUGGGUGUGUCAGUUCUGUACAUAUCUGAACUAUACUCCUGCUACAGUGUGUGACAUAUGUGACCUGGCUCGUCCAGAGCCUGCACCCCUGCCUGUGAAGCUCCGCCCUCCCUCUCCUGUCAGACGGGUCCCUGCCCUGCCAAUCAAACCCAAAGAGCCUGCCCCUGAAGACUUGGACUGCUGGAGACAGAGGCUGCUGAAAGAGGAGGGGCUUCAGUUGAUUCAAUUGAUAAGAGAUGGGGAGAAGAAAGGAAUGAGUCCAGAAGAGGUAUACACAAGCAUGAGGGUGGCAGGAGACAGCAGCAUCUUGCCCUACAAGUGGUUAAAGUCAGAGCUUCCUCCGCUGUUAGACCAGAUCAGGAUGUUGGUAGCGGCAUCCCCUAAGUCUGACAAGACUAUAACACAGCACACAAGCAGGUCAAGUGUAGCUCCUGUUGCGGAUGCUUGGAGAGAGGAGAACCCUGCAGAGACAGAAAGUGGGAUCCAGCUGUCCAGAGCAGAGGCUAAGCAAGCCUGGCUGACAGCAGGCGGAGACUCAGAGAGAGCAGCCAGACAAGCACUUACAGACAGACUUGCCAAGAUCAAGGAGCUGUGUGCACUGGGCUUCAGAGAAGAGUCUCACUGCCAUGAGGUUUUGAAACAGAGUGGUGGUGAGGUAAGAGGAGCACUGGCCUUGCUGCAGAGACCCCUGCUGGAGCCCUUCCACAACCGUAUUUGGAGUGAAAAAGCCGAACCUCCACUAGACAUCCAUCAGCCUGACAAACAGCAGAUAUGUCGUAGGCUACUUGCUGUAUAUGAUCUUCCGAGCUGGGGUCGCUGUGAGCUGGCACUGUCACUUCUUCUGGAGCAUACUGCUUCUUACUCACUGGAGGAUGUUGUGCAGGCUGUACGAGAGUCCCAUGACAGGGAGUUUAUCAGGAGAGUGCUGGCUAAAGAGUGUCCCAUCUGCCUUUCUGUCUUUCCCCACAGCAAGAUGCAGUCUCUAACAUCAUGCCAGUGUUCAGUGUGCUUUGGUUGUUUCCAGCAGCACUUCACUAUCGCUGUAAGGGACAAACACAUCAGGGACAUGGUGUGUCCAGUGUGCUGGGAGCCAAACAUCAAUGAUCCUGAACACCUGAACAGCUAUUUCUCGACCCUUGACAUCCAGCUAAGGGAGUGCCUGGAGCCAGAAGUCUAUGAACUGUUCCAUAAGAAGCUGACAGAGCAGGCUCUAAUCAAGGACCCCAAGUUCCUCUGGUGCUGUCAUUGUUCAUAUGGGUUUAUCUAUGAUGGAGACCAGCUGAAGGUUACCUGCUUUCAGUGUCGCAAUAGUUUCUGUGCUCAGUGUAAAAAACCUUGGGAGUCUCAGCAUGCCGGUCUGUCCUGUGAACAGUACCAGUCCUGGAAGAGAGAAAAUGAUCCAGAGUAUCAGAAGCAGGGCCUGGCCGGAUACCUCAGAGACAACGGCAUCACCUGUCCAAACUGCCGCUUUCAGUAUGCACUGUCUAAAGGAGGCUGUAUGCAUUUCUGCUGCUCUCAGUGUCGCUACCAGUUCUGCAGUGGCUGCAACAACCCUUUCCACACUACCUGUGCGGUGGACGAAUGCAGUGUUUCAGGACUACACGCCCAUCAUCCCAGAGACUGCCUCUUCUACCUGAGAGACUGGGAACCUUCCAGACUGCAGGCGUUACUCCAGAAGAAUGAAGUGGUGUUCAACACGGAACCCCCUCUUGGAACACAGACAGGUCUAUGUGGAGUGAUAGAGCAGAAGGAUGAGGGAGGGCAGCAGCCAGAUUCAGCUUGUGGAGCUCAGACCCAGCAUGGACAUGCUGGACUCUGCGAGAAGCAUUACCGGGAGUAUCUGGUCAGCCUGAUCAACAGCCACUCCAUCGACCCUGCCCCCCUUUACAGCUCCAAUGAGCUGCUACUUGCCUGCAGGCGGUACAAGGUAGACGACACCCGCAAGGAUGGGGAGGAUGGCUUCACCUUCUACAGCAGACUGCUCGAGAAAUUGAUGGGUGAAGUACCGCUUGGCGACAAGGUGCCACGCAAAAAAUGA
Pleuronectes platessa (European plaice) is the source of this 3484-nucleotide messenger RNA. Its product is annotated as E3 ubiquitin-protein ligase RNF31. The record is from RefSeq and is a predicted model, not a curated record. Gene Ontology annotation, molecular function: K48-linked polyubiquitin modification-dependent protein binding; linear polyubiquitin binding; ubiquitin protein ligase activity. The transcript has 24 exons. Gene Ontology annotation, biological process: protein linear polyubiquitination. Gene Ontology annotation, cellular component: LUBAC complex. Bases 170 to 3484 code for a protein of 1104 amino acids. NCBI's taxonomy places the organism in Eukaryota, Metazoa, Chordata, Actinopteri, Pleuronectiformes, Pleuronectidae.